AUGGGCGGCUCCGACGUGGUGGCCAUGGCCCGCACGGGCUCCGGUAAGACCGCCGCCUUCGUCCUGCCCAUGCUGCACAAGCUCCAGAAGCACUCGUUCCAGUUCGGCGCCCGCGGCCUCAUCCUGUCGCCCACCCGCGAGCUGGCCCUGCAGACCCUCAAGUUCUGCAAGGAGUUGGGCCACUUCACCGACCUGCGCUACUGCUGCCUCAUCGGUGGCGACAACAUGGAGGACCAGUUCAGCCAGCUCACCCACAACCCCGACAUAAUGAUCGCCACUCCCGGUCGUCUGCUUCACCACCUGCUCGAGGUGGAGAUGAGCCUCAAGUCCGUCCAAUACGUCGUGUUCGAUGAAGCAGACAGACUGUUCGAGAUGGGUUUCGCGGAGCAGCUCAAGGAGAUCAUGGGCCGGCUGGGCGAAGGUCGGCAGACGCUGCUGUUCUCGGCCACGCUGCCCAGCUCGCUGGUCGAGUUCGCCCGGGCCGGUCUCACGCAGCCCUCGCUCAUCCGACUCGACACCGACAUCACCGUCUCCGAACACCUGCGCAACGUCUUCUUCACCGUGCGCGCCGAAGAGAAGGCCGCCACCCUCCUUUGGAUGAUGAAGGCCAUCAUCCCUCAAGACCUCGGCGCGGUCGUGUUCGUGGCGACGCGGCACCACGUGGAGUACCUGCAGGAGCUGCUGCGAUUGGGCGACAUCAGCGUGACCUCGGUCUACGGCACGAUGGACCAGACGGCGCGUAAGCUCAACCUCACCCGCUUCCGCAACGGCCAGGCGCGCGUGCUGCUCGUGACGGACGUCGCCGCGCGCGGUCUCGAUAUCCCGCAGCUGGACUACGUCAUCAACUACGACUUCCCGGCGCGGCCCAAGCUCUUCGUGCAUCGCGUGGGUCGCAGGUCCGGUACUGCCUACUCGCUCGUUUCGCCCGACGAGCUGGCGUACAUGCUGGACGUGCACCUGUUCAUGGGGUGGAAGCCUAAGCACGUGGUGCCGGAGGGCGAGGAGUACCACGAGAGCGAGGUCUACUACGGCCGGCUGCCGACCGACACCAUCUCCUUCUACUCUGAAUUCGUGCUCAACUCUCUCAACAAUCACUCCGACCUCCAAGCGCUGUACAAGGUGACGCUGAACGCGUACAAGCAGUACCACCGCACGCGCACGGCGCCGUCGCCGGAGUCGGUCAAGCGCGCCAAGCAGCUGCCGUCGGACGGGCUCCACCCGUGCCUGGCGCGCUUCGGCGUGGUGGCCAAGGAGCAGGUCGAGGCCAUCGACUUCAUCUCGAGCCUCAAGAAGUUCCGACCGCCCCAGACCGUGCUCGAGAUGCAGCACGGCGACGUCGGCUCCAAGCGCCGCGGUGCCGCUGCCCUCACCGGACAGGGAGCGUUGGAUGUGAUGAAGCACAAGCGGGAGCAGCACGACGAACUGAUCAAGCGGCGGAUCGACGGCCAGCAGCAGGAGCUGACCGAGAAGAUGCAGACCGAGGCCGACGACGAGGCGCUGUCGCAGGCCAUCGCCAAGGAGGACGAGGACGAGAACGAGAACGACGCUGUCGUCGAGACGAGCAAGCGCAGCAGCGCCGCCGAACACAACUCAGUCAAGAAGCGCAAGCGCGAGCCGGAGACGUUCAGGGACGAGGAGUACUUCAUCCCCAUGUUCCAGCAGGGCAGAGCCAAGGAAGACGCGCUGUCGGUGCGUGACGACUCGCGAGGACUGAUGGGCGACGUGGCCAUGGACCUGAUGAGCGACGACAAGCAGACCAUGAUGAAGAACAAGAACGCCAUGCGGUGGGACCGAAAGAGGAAGCGCUUCGUGACGGCGGCUUCGCUCGAGGCCAAGGAGAAGAAGGGCGGGUUCAAGUUCAAGAACGAAUCCGGCACCAACGUCGACGGCACCAAGAAGAUCUCCAUUUACAAGAAGUGGACGGAGAAGACGCGAGCCCACAUCCCGAGCGUGGGCGACGACGAGACCACGGUGCGGGCGGUGCCGGUCGAAGGCGGCAAGUACCGCCACAAGGCGCCCAAGGCCGCUUCGACCGGCGGGCGCAGCGAGCUGCGCGGCGCCGAGCAGAUCGGAAAGGAGAAGAAGCGCGUCAAGAAGCUGCAGAUGCGGAUGAAGUCUGGCCGGGCCAACAACACCAGAAUGGCCGGCAUGAGCUCAACCGCGGCGGCGGCGGCGGCGGCGGCAGCGGCGGCGGCCGAGGUGGUGGAGGCGCUGGCCGAGGAGGCGGAGGCGGUAGGGGAGGCGGUGGUGGCGGUGGAAGAGGAGGCAGAGGUGGAGGAAGGGGUGGAGGAAGAGGAAGAAGGUGAACAGUGGCUUCCCAAGGCAUCCAAAAGCAAUCAAAGAGGAAAAGAUCUUCUCCCACACCAUGGUGAUAAUUGA
Molecule: messenger RNA, 2379 nt
Organism: Acanthamoeba castellanii str. Neff
Lineage: Eukaryota; Discosea; Longamoebia; Acanthamoebidae
Product: ATPdependent RNA helicase ddx54, putative
Exons: 11
Coding region: 1-2379 (792 amino acids)
Cellular component (GO): nucleus
Molecular function (GO): RNA helicase activity; ATP binding; RNA binding
Source: RefSeq, a predicted model, not a curated record